Messenger RNA from Myxocyprinus asiaticus (Chinese sucker), 4000 nucleotides. RefSeq names its product DNA ligase 3-like. The transcript has 21 exons. Gene Ontology annotation, biological process: double-strand break repair via alternative nonhomologous end joining; DNA recombination; DNA biosynthetic process. Gene Ontology annotation, cellular component: DNA ligase III-XRCC1 complex. Gene Ontology annotation, molecular function: DNA ligase (ATP) activity; DNA binding; ATP binding. The record is from RefSeq and is a predicted model, not a curated record. The coding region runs from base 320 to 3106 and encodes 928 amino acids. NCBI's taxonomy places the organism in Eukaryota, Metazoa, Chordata, Actinopteri, Cypriniformes, Catostomidae.
GUAGAAGAUUUAAAGGGGACUGUACACAAUCCACAGAUCAUGUCCUUUGGCUAAUACAGUACAUUGUUAAGUUGUUCUUAAAAUGAAAAUCAUUACAUGAGGAGCCUGGAAUCAAUGGAAGUGCAAUAAAACUAAGGUAAAAUGACAUUUCAACCAGAUAAACGGCUGGUCAGUUUAUUUGUCACAAGUUGGCACCUGCCACAUAAGAUUAGCAUGCGUGCCAAUCCCACGUUGAUAAAGCAACACGCCAACAGUGCCACCCGAAAAAGCAACAAAUCACCACUGCUGGAUAGAAUGUGCACCCUGUCUUACUGAACUUAUGCACAGUCUUUGCCUUGGCAAGACAGUAAGGACACUCUGCAGAUCAUCUCUGCCAGCACUUUGUAGGAAAAUGUUAUUCAGGGCAACACCAAGUCAUCAAUAUCUCCAGUAUUCUAGGUCUCUUAUAUUUAGUUUGGGCUUUGCAUCUAGCCCCAAUGGCAUAUCUUUCUGUGUGCCACAAAUACGACAAUUUAGUCUUAGCUCCGGCUUUUAUUUCCAUGUAUCUUUGCCUAAGUUGCAAAGCGAAAGGCCAGACAUGGCAGAACAGAGAUACUGCGUGGAAUAUGCCAAGCGUGGCACUGCGGGUUGCAAGAAGUGCAAGGACAAGAUCAUGAAAGGACUGGUGCGCAUUGGUAAAAUAGUGCGAAACCCAUUCAGUGAGUCUGCAGGGGAAAUGAAGGAGUGGUACCACGUGAAGUGCGUCUUUGAGAAGCUUGAGAGAGCUCGUGCCACCACAAAGAAAAUCGAGGAUAUCACAGAGCUGGAGGGAUGGCAGGAACUUCAGGAUGAGGAUAAAGAGCUAAUCAAUAAACAUGUUUCAGAAUUGGCAGCCAAAACCAAUGCAAGCCCAAAGAAGAAAGUGCAAGCUAAAUUAAACAACAGUGGGAAACUGUCAGCAACACUCGCUGAUCCAACAGUCAGUGCCCCCCGCAAGUUUUCUGGCUUCACAGCUGCCAAGGCUGGUUCCUCUUCUUCCAGUCCUGGACCAUCUCCUGCCAAAACCUCACAGGGUAGUGCUUUAUCAGCUCAGCUAUGUGACCCCAACCAUAAAGACUGUCUACUGAGGGAGUUCCGCAAACUGUGUGCCUUAGUGGCAGAGAAGUCAGGCUACAAUGCAAAGACAGAGAUUAUCAAAGACUUUUUGACAAAAGGCUCUGGUGGAGAUAAAUUCAGAGGAGAUUUGUAUCUGACAGUAAAGCUUCUUCUCCCAGGAGUGAUUAAGAAUGUCUACAACCUCAAUGACAAACAAAUUGUAAAGCUUUUCAGCCGCAUAUUUAAUUGCAAUCAGGAAGCGAUGGUGCAAGACCUGGAACAGGGAGAUGUUUCCGAGACAGUGCGCAUGUUUUUCGAGGACUGCAAGUCUUUCCCACCAGCAACCAAGGCUCUUCUGACCAUCCAGGAAGUGGAUGCUUCACUCAACCGACUAGCCCAGCUCACCAAGGAGGAUGAUCAGCAGGCAGAACUACAGGAUAUUGCUAAAAAAUGCACAGGAAAUGACUUGAAGUGUUACAUUCGCCUGGUCAAACAUGAUCUGAAAAUAAAUUCUGGGGCUAAGCAUGUCUUGGAUGCAGUGGACCCCAACGCCUAUGAUGCCUUCAGAGCCUCCCGUAACCUUGGUGACGUAAUUGACAGGAUACUGCAGAACCAGCAGCAUGCCUCUAACGGAACAGGACCGAGAAAGAUCCUGAGUGUGGAGGCCUCUCUGAUGACCCCUGUACAGCCAAUGCUGGCAGAAGCAUGUAAGUCCGUCGAGUAUGCCAUGAAGAAGUGUCCUAAUGGAAUGUACUCCGAGAUCAAGUAUGAUGGUGAGCGUGUGCAGGUCCAUAAGAAUGGCGAUCACUUCAGCUACUUCAGUCGCACUCUCAAACCAGUACUCCCACACAAGGUUGCCCACUUCAAAGAGUUCAUACCGCAGGCAUUUCCUGGUGGCCAUAGCAUGAUCCUUGAUGCUGAAGUUCUUCUUAUUGACAUAAGGACUAGCAAACCCCUGCCUUUUGGAACACUUGGAGUACACAAGAAAGCAGCUUUCCAGGAUGCUCAAGUGGGUCUGUUUGUGUUCGACUGCAUUUAUUUUAAUGGCAUCAGUCUUAUGGACAAGCCUCUCUGUGAAAGAAGAAAGUUUCUCCAUGACAAUAUGGUGGAAGUCCCUAACAGGAUUCUGUUCUCAGAAAUGAAGCUUGUGACGAGAGCUGCUGACUUGGCAGAAAUGAUCACACAUGUCAUCAGAGAGGGACUGGAGGGAUUAGUGCUGAAGGAUAUCAAGGGGCAUUAUGAGCCAGGGAAGCGUCACUGGUUGAAAGUGAAAAAAGAUUACCUAAAUGAAGGAACGAUGGCAGACGCUGCUGACCUUGUAGUGCUUGGAGCUUUCUACGGCAAAGGCUCAAAUGGUGGAAUUAUGUCCAGUUUCCUCAUGGGAUGCUAUGACCCAGAAUCCAGGAAGUGGUGCACUGUGACCAAGUGUUCUGGAGGCUACGAUGACGCAACCUUAGCCAGACUGCAGAAGGAGCUGGAUGUUAUCAAAAUAGGCAAAGAUCCAAGCAAGAUCCCAGGGUGGUUGACGAUCGUGAAGAACUAUUACCCAGACUUCAUUAUCCGAGAUCCACAAAAAGCACCAGUGUGGGAAAUUACAGGAGCAGAGUUUUCUAAAUCAGAAAUGCACACAGCAGACGGCAUAUCCAUCCGCUUCCCGCGAUGCACUCGCUUGCGGGACGACAAGGACUGGAAGACCGCCACCAACCUUCAGCAGCUCAAGGAACUGUAUCGUAUAUCAAAGGAGAAUUGUGAUUUUGAAGUAACAGCUGGUCCAUCCAAAACAAGCCAGAAUGACAAGAGCUCCUCGGGAGGUGAGAGUUGGGGCAGCACUCCCUCAACAUCACAUGGAACUUUCACUGUAAACAAGACCAAAAAUGGUCAUACCCCAAAAGCGAAGUCAGUGAAAUUGGAAUCGCCUUCUCCAGCUAAGAGAAAACUGCCCACAGAGGAACACAAAGCAAAAAAGAUAAAGACAGAACCCGUUCACAGCAAUGGACAAAGCAAAAUGAACACAACCAACCCAAAGAAUUAAAAGACUUUACUGGACAUUUUCACAGGUGUGAAGCUCUACCUCCCAGACUCAGUGCAGGACUUUUGCUAAGCUUUGGCGCUACUUCCUGACAUAUGGAGAUCUGGUGCCCAAAUAUGACUCUGGUAUGGCCACGCACACACUGGCAGAGGAGGACAGUCCGGCCCAGAGAGUCACGUCUAAUUGAAUCUGGGAAUGCAUUCACAAGAGGAGGGUGGUUCCCCCCCCGCUGAACUAAAUAGACUGUUCAAAAGACACUAGCACAAAGCUCAGGCAUUUUUCUCCUAUAGUGACAUUGCUUUUGAGAACAGCAAACAUGUUUCACCAUACCUACAGCUAUAGCAAUAAAGCUGUCAAUGAAGACAGCUGGGCUGAACGAACUUUACACCAUUUUUUUUUAAAUCACUUUUACCGCAUUGUGGUAUUGCACACAUUGUACUAGAAAGUGUACAAGUUUCCUAGCUUUAAGUUUGUUUUAGUUUUGACAUUGCCUUAGUGAUAUGUUUCAAUAUGGUUUUUCAUAUUUAUGAUUUUUAGACCUUUUGGUGUCAUUGGUCAAAGUUGUCAUUCAAGCAGUAAUAUUUGACUUCAUGAUACACAGCCUUUUAUCUGUUUUCACAAAGAUGUUUGUUCAAGAGUAUGCUUUUGAGCACAGGACAUGUGAUUAACAAUACAAUAGUACGAGCUAGGAUGCAUGAUUGUGGAAUUAAUUGUGUAGUAUGAAAAUUAGGUAAGAGUCUGUUAGCGUAGUAAUUGUAGUUGUGUAAUUUUGACUGUUCCAAUCAUUCUAAUUAAAACAAGCCUUUUAUGCAUAAAGAAAAAAUUGAUUUGUGCUUGAAUCAAGUCAGCCUAGCACACAACAGGGAACCACAUUUCUCCAUUGAGUGAUUGUGUGUU